UUCUCACCAAAAAAAAAAAAAAAAGAAAAGAAUAAUAAAAACGCAAAUGAGCAGAGCAGAGAGACACGCCAAGACCACAUCAAAUUCCUCGGCGACCUCCUCCUUGACCGCCGGCUCCCAUUUUCUCUCUCUUCCUUUUUUUUUAUUUUUUUAUUUCUCUGCAAAAAUUUCAUUUCAGAUUUAUUUAGAGGAGGAAGAAAAAGAAAAAGCAAAGCGUAAACCACAAUCCAAUUCGCCAACUGUUUCCCUCUUUCUCUCCAUUACUUAAUCCGAUUCUCCAAAAAUUAUACGACUUCUUCUAUUUCCAGAUCAUCGACGCCUUCUGUGAAUUCUCGGUUAAGGAUCCUCGGAGACGGAAACGACGUCGUUUGGGGGCAGGAGGAGGGACGACAGAUGGGGACGGUAAGAGGAGUUGAGGAAGGAGGAAUAGCCAGGAAACUGUGGAUCAAGUUCAAGAGCCACUCCGUUUUUGCUAAGUACACUCCGUUCUUCGUUUGCUUGGCUUCUGGUCAUCUCAACUCCGAUACCUUCCUCCAUUUCAUAUCUCAAGAUAUUCCCUUUCUUGAUGCCUUCUUCCGCGCGUACGAGUUGGCGGAGGAAUGUGCAGACGAUGAAGACGAUAAGAGUGCAAUACGCGAAUUAAGGAAACGUGUCGAAGACAGGCUUAAGAAGCAAGAUACCUUUGUCCGUCAAUGGGGCUUUGAACCCCUAAAAGAGUGCCCGUUCAGCAAUUUAAGGGUUAAAUUCACAGAUUUCCUGAUGGCAACAGCUGCGGGUAAAGUUGAAGGAGAAAAAGUUCCUGGUAAAAUUGCAACUCCUUUUGAGAAGACAAAGGUUGCUGCUUAUACACUUGGCGCUAUUUCACCUUGCAUGAGGCUCUUCUCCUUUAUAAGUAAAGAGAUCCAGGCUAUUCUUGAUCCCAGUGAAGGCAGUCACGUUUACAAGAAGUGGAUUGACACUUACUGCUCAGAGGAGUUUGAGGAAGCAGCUUCACAAACUGAAGAUUUGGUGGAUAGACUGAGUAUCUCUCUAACAGGAGAAGAACUUGAAGUCAUAGAAAAGCUCUACCAUCAAGCCUUGAAACUUGAGGUAGACUUUUUCUCUGCUCAACCAGUGGUUCAGAAAACAAUAGUCCCUUUAUCCUCGGUGCAAGUUCCUAUAGAGGACCGUCUUACCAUAUUUUGUGACUUUGACUUAGCGUGCACCACUGUUGAUUCCUCUGCCUUUCUAGCUGAGAUAGCAAUUGUAACAGCUACAAAGAUUGAUGCUGCUGAUGGAUCAGAAACCCGAUUGUCUCGGAUGUCAUCAGCUGAACUGAGGAGUACAUGGGGUGUUAUUUCCAACCAAUACACUGACGAGUAUGAAAGUUGCAUAGAGAGUGUCGUCAGUGGUGAGACAGUGGCAGAAUUUAACUAUGAAAGUCUGCAUAAAGCCCUUGAACAACUUGCUGACUUUGAGAAGAAUGCAAAUUUAAGAGUGGUGCAAUCAGGAGUAUUGAAAGGUUUGUGUAUGGAGGAUAUAAGGCGGGCUGGACAAAGUCUAGUACUUCAAGAUGGUUGUAGAGGUUUCUUUGAAAAGAUUGUGAAAAGUGAAAAUUUUGUUACUGAUGUUCAUGUACUUUCUUACUGUUGGUGUGGCGAUCUGAUUAGAUCUGCUUUUUCUUCAGGGGAUUUAAACGUCUUAAAAGUACAUUCAAACGAGUUAGCAUAUCAGGAGUCCAUCUCUACGGGUGAGAUUGUUAAGAAGGUAGAGUCUCCCAUGGAAAAGCUCCAAGCCUUCAAUAACAUUGUGAAGGACAGCCAUAGUAGGGACAAGUGCUUGACAAUUUACAUUGGAGGUUCAGUGGGUGACUUACUUUGCCUGCUUGAAGCUGAUAUUGGCAUUGUGAUUGGCUCAAGCUCAAGCCUGAGGAGGCUGGGAGGUUGCUUUGGUAUCUCUUUCGUUCCAUUGUUCUCUGGUUUGGUCGAAAAACAGAGAGAAAUCUGUGAAGGUAGGUUUUCUGGUUGGAAAGGGCGAAGUGGUAUUUUGUAUACAGUAUCUAGCUGGGCUGAGAUACAUGCAUUCCUUUUGGGUUCAUAAUAUACAACCUUUCUCUGGUAUAUUGUGCUGUUGUUAGAACAAGCAAAAAUGGGAGUUCAUUUCCAGUAGGAUAUAUAUAUAUAUAGAAUACAAAAUCGAAUUUGGUGGCUUAUUUUAUUAAAAGGCCACAGGUAUCCCCUUAUUCCAUUUUUCCUCUAGGGACUGCCAUUAAGAAAUACAGGGUUCUUAAAAUCAAUGUUGGAAUAGUCGGUCAAAAUUUUUUGUUAUCCUUUUUACAUUUAUUGUCAACCCCCGAGGUUUGCUUUGACGCUUCAUGCUGUCAUAAACUCUCAGCUGAUUAGAUUUAUGCUGUUACUUUUUGUUGGUGAGGAAAAAAGAUGUAUAGAGAUGUAUACAAGACUAGUUCUAUGGUUUUGGUCACAUUCUGGACAGUAUCUGGAAUCUUAUACGGAUGGCCAAUCCGAAAAAAAGUUGUUCGAAACUGUUAAAUAAAUUUACAUAAUGUUUAGUUAA
Messenger RNA from Carica papaya (papaya), 2553 nucleotides. Its product is annotated as bifunctional TH2 protein, mitochondrial-like. NCBI's taxonomy places the organism in Eukaryota, Viridiplantae, Streptophyta, Magnoliopsida, Brassicales, Caricaceae. Gene Ontology annotation, cellular component: cytosol. The record is from RefSeq and is a predicted model, not a curated record.